AUGUCGGAGGACACAACCUUGCAGCUGAGGCUGUUUCUUGCUGUUGUUGGUGCCCUCGCCUUGUAUUAUUUGCUACUUUCUUUGGCGAUGGCGGCUACGCGUCGUUGGGUAGAUUUUUUUGCGUCACUGACCGCAACUUUUACACUGGCGGUGCCAUUCUUGACGUGGGGCCUCGCUUUCGUCCGCCGCAGGAAGCGUGGGGUGCUGAGGAGGGCGGUCGCGCAGUCUUCCACUCCGCAUGAGGAAUCACGACCGAAGCCAUUGACGGACGAACACUCUCCCCCCCUAGAAGUUUCACGAGAGGGGGGAAGCCUCACAGAGAAUGAUACCAGCGCGGAGCCCAAUAGGGCUCGAGCUACCCUGACAUUAAACCCGCUGUCUUCCGUCGGUUCAACCUCAGUCCAGGUGCUGACGCCUGACCAGGGUGACAAAAAUUUCCCUUCUUUGCCUAUUCCGAGUCACGUGUGGUUGCCCGCGGUACGGCGGUGUCGUUCCUCAGAGGGAGGAGGAAAUGCUGCAGAGAAGAAGUCAACACUAUCAGCACGAGGCGGCAAUGAUGGAUUCGGGGGCAGAGGUGCAGUAUUGGAGCCACCGAAGAAAAGUUUUUGUGAAACUCACGUUUCAUCUGUUUCUACUCAAGGCUUAGUGAAUGAUGAUGUGUUGCCUGGUAGCGCCCCGAGACAAGAGGCACGGUCCGGAGAUUUUUCUGAAGCGAGCCGCAUGCGGAGGACACCGGCGGUGUCCCUUUAUGCUCCAGCAGAAACGAGUGAGAAACAGCUCCCUGGCACUAACUCUGGUAGGAGCCCGCCUCCGUUUAAUGCCUAUGCGACGCCAGAGCUCAUUACCGUUGUGCCUCCAUGGGCGUUGUGGGCGCUGCUUAUUGUUCUGGGUCUACUGCACCUGUCUUUACUCGCAGGGUCAUUUUGGAUAGCGUACGACACAAAAUAUCUCGUUGCAGUUACCCCUGUUCUUGCAUCCCCGCUCCUCCAUUUACAAUUGUUGCAACUUGUGCGCCACGUUAGCUUUGAAGAGAUUGGCUCACCAAUUGGAAAAGGCCUUCUUCUCCUCCUUCACCCCGUUUCGCCCAUUCUGCUUGCAGCCCUUGCAUUGGUCUUGUACGUUGCCUGUAUUGGUCUGUGGGUGGGGAAAAGCUGGGGGCACGAAGACCCACUGGGUCAUGCGACUCUUUCAUCGAUGGUAUUAAAAACACUGUGCCUUUGUGCCCCGAUUCCCAUCUUUUUCCUUACGGCCUUUCUCCUUGCAUUCCCAAUCAUCGGGCCGAAUAAGACGCCGCCGCGCAUUUUGACGCUUACGAAAUCUGACCGCGUCGAUGAGGAGCAGCCGGUGGGAACGCGGCAAUCCCCUCUGGACCCCUCCAAUGCCUCUCCAGGCGUUGGUGGCUCGUUCGCCGACAUGGAAGACUCCCUGCUUUCCUCCAUUGUGUGUUCGCGAAAAACUUCAUUGACGACAGUACGCUACAGUCGUUCUGGUCAAUCGGUUAUCUUUAUGUCACCGGCUCUUGGCGACGCCCGUGCUGCCUCCGCUGUUAGUGCUCGUAUUGGAACCCAUCCGCAGCUGAAAAGCCUGACACUGCUUUACGUUGCCUUCCGCGACGUAAAUAUUGCCAGUACAGGCGUCGUCGAGGGCGCGGAAAAGAAGAGAACCAGGCCUCCAAAGGACCCGUUGGAUAUGGCCGCGGCCUACUUUCGAGCUCUGUUAGAGGUGGCAAACGAAUUGGAGCUUUCACACGGCCCAUUCUUCUUAACGGCUCACCAAGAUGCUUUGUGUUUUGUAUGGGGGAUGCUGCCAUUGUCGGAAGAUCCCGUGCUGCGGGCGGUGGAUGCUGCGCAGCAUUUCUUUCUAUCCUUUAGACCACCGAAAGGCAGCGAGGUCAACGGCGCACUUGUAGCUGCGGUACUACACUCUCCCCACGCGCUGGUGUCAAUUUUCGGUACAAACGACCUGACGAAUGUGCAUUUCUUAAGCGAUGAACACGCUGUUGGAGAGCAGCUACUAGACCGUGGAUUUGUGCUUCGUGGAUUGGAGAGAAAUAAACAAAGGGAAGUAAGGUUUUGUACAAGUGGGAUUAUCCUUGACCGUCGCGCGUCCCACCUUGCCGCUUCGCAUCUAUUGACUCGCCCCGUCGGUGUGGUGCCCUCCAUCGCACGUGCAGCAAUGAGCGCGGCGACCUUUUCAAAUACGCUACUGGGGGAAUUCACGGUAGUCUACGACUUUGUUAGCAGAAUUGGCGACAGAGAGGAGGAAUGGCAUCUUGCGGCGCAGGCAAGAGAGCAGAAGUCGGCCGGUUUUCUCCCUGCGGUUGAAGCCACACAUGCUUUUUUUCAGGGCAAUCUAAAGGGAGCCAUAGAUGCACUUGAAAAACCGGCUAAUGAUAGUGACGAUGCGCUGCUGCGGCUGCUGCUUUCCGAUUUUAAGCGCAUUUUAACCGCCACUGGAAGCUCCCGCCGGGAGUAG
Molecule: messenger RNA, 2475 nt
Organism: Trypanosoma conorhini
Lineage: Eukaryota; Euglenozoa; Kinetoplastea; Trypanosomatida; Trypanosomatidae
Exons: 1
Coding region: 1-2475 (824 amino acids)
Source: RefSeq, a predicted model, not a curated record